GCUUCUUCUUCUUCUACCUACCUUACCUCGUCUCUUUUCCUCCGGCGAGGAAGCAGCACGUUCACCGGCAGAAAUAUACCUAUCUGGGCAUAUUCCUCUUUCUACGUUUUACCGUCUUCAUCAAGAUGGCAUCACCAACCGAGGUCUCGAUCAAACCAACGAUGGUGAAAAGGCCUAAAAGCUGUAGAUUCACAGCUAGCAAGUUGCUGAUAUGAAAAUCCCGGCUACGGGCUAAGGUUUAGGCAGUUUUGAACGUGUGUAGGUUCCCUUUCUGUUGAUUGGUUAACUAGUUAUUCCAGUACUGGUGUUGCUUCAUUCGCUGCUGUCUGUUUUGAUCCGAAAUUGAUGAUUGCCUGUUUUUUCACAACUGCCAACUGUUGUUUUUUCCAGCACACGACUCCCUUGCAGGUUACUUGGCAAAAGAAAAGUUCUUGAUGGGAUAUCCUUUGUUGUACCAGCCGAGAAAAGUGCGGCAAUUGCUGGAACAAGUGACAGUGGUAAGUCAACCAUAUUCAGAUUGCUGUUCAGGUUCUUUGACACUCAUUCUGGAAGUGUCAGAACAAAUACUUUCUUUAUGCUAGAUUCUGAUUCCAAUAUGAUUAUGACCCUUAGUUAUGUCAUACAUGAUAUCAACCUUGGAGAACUUAUGUUUUGUCUGGGACCAUUAUACUUCGACUUUGACUUGCUUGUUGAAAUCAAUGAUUAUCAAUCCUCUCCACAAAUAAGGAUUGAUGGCCAAGACAUACAGGAUGUCACAUUGGCCGGUCUGUGGAAGUCUAUUGGUGUUGUGCAACAGGAUACCGUAAGUUAAAAACUACAAUUCAGUGUUUCUCUUUUCUCUUUGCUCAUUUUUAUGUAAGUGACAGGUACUCUUCAAUGAUACCAUGUUUUACAAUAUAAGAUAUAGCCGUCUUUCAGCAACAGGAGGAGGCAUGUGUUAAUUCUGAUAUCAAAGCAUUCACUAUUGAUCUCAAUUAUUUUUUCAUCUUAACAUUUGUUCCAUUUAGGUCUAUGAAGCUGCUCAAAGUGCGGCAAUUGAUGACACUAUCAUGAACUUUCCUGAGAAAUAUUCAGCUGUGGUCUAGGAAUGGGGGCUCAAGGGUGAGAAGGUUAAGCAGUGGAGAGAAAAGCGUGUAGCACUAGCUCAUGGCCUCAUGCAUUUUUGAAAGCACCGCCUAUUUUGCUUUGUGACGAAGCUACAAACGCACUUGAUAGAACAACCGAAGCAGUGAUAUUAAAUGCAUUGACAUCAUUAGCAAAUAAAAAAACCUCAAUCUUCAUUGCUCACAGGCUCACAACUGCAAUGGAAUGUGACGAGGUAAGCAUUGUGUUAUAAACGCUAGAGCAACAUGUCUCUUAUAUGGUACUGGUUUUAAAAAUGUAUCCAUAGCAUUCCCUCUCAUGCCCGCAGAUGUGUGCCGUAUAUGGUUCACGUUUGUUUUCUUACACAUUACAUAGGAAGCCACCUGUUUAUUGCAUUGGUAGGCAGAGAACUUUAAACAUUGGAAGGAUUUGUAUGUUUCACUGUCAAAGCAAACUCAUCCUUCCUUGACCACUCAACCAACAAAACGAAGUUUGUUUC
Rubroshorea leprosula is the source of this 1582-nucleotide messenger RNA. The record is from the annotation of a GenBank genome assembly. Lineage: Eukaryota; Viridiplantae; Streptophyta; Magnoliopsida; Malvales; Dipterocarpaceae.